AUGCAUGCUCGACUGGACCGUGCCCAGCAGGUCCGACUACUGGGCGGCGACCUCAGCGACCUCCAGGCCGUCUUUCGCCGUUCCAUGCUGCUACAGUUGAGUCGACGGAAUCAGUAUCACGGUGCGUCAGACUAAGAAGGCAGUUAGGACGGUACUUAUGUAGCUGGUAGAUAUCAUAGUUAGUGGGUUCAAGCAUUUCUUUUGUCGACACGGCUUUAAAAAUUCUUAGCAUCAGAUUGUGGCUUUUAAAUUUUAAGUUUUUAACAAAGGCUGAAAAUAUUUUUUUUUCUAAAAUUUUAGGCACAAAGUCGGGUAGAUAACUUAAUUUCAUCUUUUUUACUAAAACUGUUACUUAAAUACUUCUUGCUUACCUAUUUUAAUAUAAUGAACUUCUUGAAGUUUUCAAAUUUCAAAUACAGUACUUUCAAAUAAAGUAAUUUUCAAUAAUUGGAUCUAGUCGAUUAUAUUUUAGGUCGACAAGAACAUACAGAACCUACCGUGCUAGUGACGACACAUCGUCGUUUCUCACAGCACAGCCAGCAUCAGCCCGUGCACAGUUCGCAUGAUCCGGCGCUCCUGAUUGAGACUCCGAUCACUCGACAUCGCCGCGGCUCUCAGGACUCUCAGCUAGCCGAUGCGGAAGUGUGCGAGACGCUGAGAAGUCAACGUUGUCGAACCGCGUCCGAAGACAUGGCUGAUGAAGACGUGCUAUUGGACGAGGAUUGCGGUGCAAAUGAGGAUUUCGAGAAUAAUGAGGGCGGGCGAGGCGUGCAUUCCGGACGUCGGCCUUCGCCGGAUACUCCCAGUCCAGAGGUGGUACGCGGCUUCAAGAUGGCUGCUCCCAACAAGACCCAGGUCCUCAACUACAUCGCCACCACCAAGACGUUGUGCAUUCGGAGAGCGGGCACUGAGUUGCAGGUAUCUAUCUAUUCUUUUGAUUUCAUGUCAGGGCUUUGUUGGGUUACUUUGAAUUAUAACUGAUUGAUCAAUGCUAGAGCGGUGAUUAUAAUAUAUCAUAUUUGAUAGGAAGUAAUUAUCAUGUUUUACGAUAACUUUGGUCAUAAUAUUUAAAACUGUUAUCGUUAUGAUUAAUAUUAUUGACCUCUUAUUUUUAUAGUAUUCUACAUCAAUAUAUUCGUAACUACAGUGUAUGUAGAAUAACAUACCUUAAAAAUCACGUUAUUAAAAACACUGAGUUAUAUUGUUUUAGGUAACAGACUCCACCGGCUUCCCGUUGUUGGACGUGUGGCAGAAGACGAGUUGCUUCUCCAGCACUUGGGUGUUGGAAUCCUACGGUCGUACGGUGUUAUUGUUGACGGAUUCGGGGCGAUCGUGGAAGCCGUGGAACUUUAAUCAGCCCAAAUCGAAUUUUCUCGAAGUGACGGACGAGGAAGACGAAGUGGUGGGCUACUUCCAAGUCGGUCAGUGUUUCAAGUUUAAUGUUAUAUUGCAAUUGGGGGGCUUCUGAUGCAAUCGUGUAGUUAGUCACCUUAGGUGAUAUGAUGUAACAGAGAGAGGCUGCUGAAAUCUGUCACACUUUUUCAUCAUUUCUAUUUUGUUUUGCUAUCAUUUAGAGAUAUUACAGUAUAAUGUAUUGAGUUGGAUGAAGACAAAUAGAUUCAGAAUUAUAAAGCUUGUCGAACCCGUUGUGUCAUUAUAAAACCGUGUUUACAGGCGAGCCAUUCGUGGUGCAAAACAAGGACCGUACUCCCAUAGCACGGUUCGUGGGCUACGAGAGCGGAGAUGGGAGGCAAGUGAACAUGGCCAAAUUAAUUACAUUUUCAGGACAAUUCUCUUCCAAUGUGUCUUGGAAUGCAGCGGCGAGGAAGUGGGCCGGCUGGAGCCGCGCAAGGCCCAGCUGUCCCAGCUUCGCUUCACUCAGCUAGCCAUCAGCUUCCAGCUCAAGCUUCUGAUUGUCGCGGCCGCUAUUCGGAUUGCCGCAAUUCCCUCGGCCGGCUGUGUCGCCAAUCCCCCCAAACGGGUAAAGAAGCGGAACAAGAAAGGAGUCUGCUGUUCGAUAGUGUAA
Bursaphelenchus okinawaensis is the source of this 2026-nucleotide messenger RNA. The record is from the annotation of a GenBank genome assembly. Lineage: Eukaryota; Metazoa; Nematoda; Chromadorea; Rhabditida; Aphelenchoididae.